UCCGGAGAAAGGACGUGGCCCUGACCCGCGCUGGCAUGGACGGCAAGGCGCCUGCAGACGGCAUCGCGGCGCCUCUGCCAGGAAGAUGCGGCUACUUCGUGGCGAAGAAAAAGAGAUAUUGCAAAAUGACCGUCGCCGGGGGGAAGCUGUUCUGCGGGGAACAUGCAAAUGCAGCACCACAUCGCGACGUCAGGUCGGGGAGCGAUCCCCCCACCACCAUGUAAUCCCGUGCGACCUGCUCCAUGGUCAGAUAGUCGGCAACUAAAUCGUCUCCCCCACGUGGUUUGCCAGGGUGAAAGCCAACGGAAAAGAAUACCAUGCCCACUUGACCCAAAGCAUACCGUUGAUGAAGAUAAAUUAGAAAAGCAUCUGAAAAAGUGUAAUGCAAGGGAAAAACCAAAACCUAUCUAUUAUAGUAAAAGUAUCAAUGGAGGCUAUGCAGAUGGAUUGGACAUGGCCAAACAACAGGUUUCUAUUUGUGCUUUGUCCAAAGAAGAAUUGGAGAAUAUGAUAAGCAAGCUGCUAAAAGCAACCAACAGUUUGGAUUCGCAGCUAACUGACCAAACAUCGACCCACAGAAUAUUGGAGCAAGCUCUGAAUGAUCCGAGAAAUGGAGAAUGUGCCUUUAAACAUUUGAAGCAGAAGGCUUCACUUGCUGGUAAUUUGGAAAGAUUGGGUUUGCUGGGAUCAAACAGAUGUUUUAUCGAGUUUGGUGCUGGUCGAGGAAAAUUGUCUCAUUGGAUAGAUCUUGCUUUGCAAGACGCCAAGAAUGCCCAUUUUCUCCUUGUGGAAAGAGCUUCCACUCGUUUCAAGGUUGAUGGUAAACACAAACGCCAGGGCUCAACAUUUGAGCGGCUUCAAAUCGACAUAGAAGAUCUCAACCUAAGUAAUGUGCCUCUUCUUGCACGAGAAAAACUGCCAGUGGUUGGAAUUGGCAAGCAUUUGUGUGGAGCUGCAACAGAUCUUGCUCUGAGAUGUAUACUAAGUUGUUAUAAAACAGAACAGGAAGAUUCUGACAAGGAACCACUGAAAAAAAAGUUGAAGAGUGAAAUGGGAACCACAAAGGAAUACUCAAUGAACCUUUCUAACGAAACUGUAUUAAUGACUCCAAAUGAACCAUCAGUCCUUGGUAUUGCUAUUGCACUGUGCUGUCAUCACCGGUGUGAGUGGAAGCAUUAUGUGGGCAAAGAAUUCUUCUCCUCACAAGGUCUUACGGCGGAGGAUUUUGAGAUCUUUCAACGUUUAUCAAGCUGGGCCACCUGUGGCAUGAAAAGGCAGCCUAUUGACAACGAACAUUGGAAAGCGAAUCUGGAAGAGCACAACUUUGAGAAAAACUCUACUUAUGAAGGAACGCUGACCACGGGGGAACGAGAACACGUGGGACACAUGUGCAAGCGGUUGAUAGACCAAGGUCGCAUUUGGUAUUUGCAGCAGCAAGGAUUUGAUUCUGCUGUGCAGUAUUACACUAGUCCCAGCGUCUCACUGGAAAAUGUCCUGCUUACAGCUAUUCCCUCUCCAACAAUUCAACAAACGGUGAGGACUGUUAAGUAAGAUUCAUUGGUCAUCGAAGAGUUGUGAACUGUCAGCAACAGUGUGCUUUAUUUGUUAUCUAGGCAAUUUUCCUUGUUUCUGCCGCUUAUAGUGACAAGAAUUAAAUGCAGGUGUGGAGUGU
This is a messenger RNA of Leucoraja erinaceus (little skate), 1672 nucleotides long. It is a transcript of the gene trmt13, whose product is annotated as tRNA methyltransferase 13 homolog. Bases 163 to 1551 code for a protein of 462 amino acids. Gene Ontology annotation, biological process: tRNA methylation. The transcript has 12 exons. The record is from RefSeq and is a predicted model, not a curated record. Lineage: Eukaryota; Metazoa; Chordata; Chondrichthyes; Rajiformes; Rajidae.